Chaetomium fimeti is the source of this 1453-nucleotide messenger RNA. RefSeq lists its product as uncharacterized. NCBI's taxonomy places the organism in Eukaryota, Fungi, Ascomycota, Sordariomycetes, Sordariales, Chaetomiaceae. The transcript has 3 exons. The coding region runs from base 124 to 1341 and encodes 405 amino acids. The record is from RefSeq and is a predicted model, not a curated record. Gene Ontology annotation, cellular component: cytoplasm.
GCCUGCAGUUGGGCCUCGGUCUUGGUCCGGACUUAUAAGACAUCCUACGCACGCCUUAUCUCAACUAUACCAAAAACGUAUUGUGCAACAUCAGUUGUAUCAGCCACAUCAGCAACCGCAACAAUGACGCUCACAGUUCUCACCGACGACCAGAUCCGGUCCCUGCUCGAGAACCUAACCCCCGAUGAAUUGGAGGGCUUCCGCAACGCCCUCAUCUCGGCCCUGCACGAGCACUCGGUCGGCGCACAGGAUGGGUCCGCAAUCCACCAGCCCGAGCGCAUUUCUGUCAAUAACACGGAAACGGGUUGUACCACCCUGUUCAUGCCCUCGAGCAAUUCCACCGGUAACGCCGUCAAGGUAAUAACCCUCACCUCCGCCACCAACCAACCCCCCACCACAACCACAACCACAACCACAACCACCACCAGCACCCCCACCCCUGCUGCCAAACCCAAACCCACCAUCCGCCCCACCGGCGCCAUAACCCUCCUCUCCCCAACCGGAACGCCCCUCGGCCUCCUGCACGCCGCAGCGCUCACCGCCUUCCGCACCGCCCUCGGCUCACUGUCCAUGAUACGCCAGCGCACCGCGCCCCUCGCGCGCAUUGUAGUCUUCGGCUGCGGCGAGCAGGCCUACUGGCACGCGCGGCUGGCGCUGCUGGCGCGCGGGCGCGAGGUGAGGGAAGUGGUGUUUGUGAACCGGAGGGUUAGUGAGGCGAGUGCGGAGGUGUUGAGAAGGUUUGGGGAUGGGGAUGGGGAUGGGGAGGGUGUGGCGGAGGGGGUGAAGAGGAGGGAGGGGUGGGAGGGGUGUCGGUUUGAGGUUUUGGUUAGAGGGGAGGGGGGGCGGGAUGGUGAGGGGGGGAGGUUGCGGGAGGUUUUGAGGGGGGCGGAUGUUGUGUUUUGUUGUACGCCGUCGAUGGAGCCGUUGUUUGAGGAGGGGCUGUUUGAGGGGGUGGGGAAGGGGCGGUUGGUGGUCGCGAUUGGGAGCUAUACCCCCGAGAUGAGGGAGAUUCCGGCUGGGUUGGUGAGGCAGGCGCUCACGGUCGGGGAGAGGGAGGCGGGUGUCGUGGUCGUGGACACGAUCGAGGGCGCGUUGACGGAAGCGGGGGAGUUGAUUGAGGUCGGGGUCAAGCCGGAGCAGAUGGUCGAGCUUGGGGAGCUGGCCGCACUCGAAGGAGACCACACGACGGACACAAAGAGGCGCAACCUGGUGCAGUGGCUCCAGACGGGCAACGUCAUUUACAAGAGCGUCGGAAUAGGGCUGAUGGACCUGUCCGUCGGCAUGCACCUGAUCGAGUAUGCAAAGGAGAAGGGGGUCGGGACCCAUGUUCAGGGGUUCUAGCCUCCGGGUGUUGCUAGUUUAUGAAGACACCUGUUAUUACUCCCCUCUUCGUUAGAUAACACCUACCGUUUUGUAGCAAUAUAAAGUAUAUGACGGCGUUCAGCUGUGUGGG